This is a messenger RNA of Microtus ochrogaster (prairie vole), 4820 nucleotides long. It is a transcript of the gene Eif5b, whose product is annotated as eukaryotic translation initiation factor 5B. Gene Ontology annotation, molecular function: GTP binding; translation initiation factor activity; GTPase activity. The record is from RefSeq and is a predicted model, not a curated record. The transcript has 23 exons. Bases 209 to 3730 code for a protein of 1173 amino acids. Gene Ontology annotation, biological process: translational initiation. Gene Ontology annotation, cellular component: cytoplasm; mitochondrion. NCBI's taxonomy places the organism in Eukaryota, Metazoa, Chordata, Mammalia, Rodentia, Cricetidae.
ACGCCGAGGCGGCGGGGCGAUGCGCUUGCGUACUGAGGGCUUACACCAUAUGUGCCCUGUCCCAGUGCGCGGGUCUGUGGAGAGCCGGGUGCGAGAGGCGGCGGCGAGAGGUGGACGGAGCCGAGCGGGCAUUGGCGUCAGCGGGGAGACAGUGGGUGUGUGAGACACCGAACCGAGAGGCCGGGUCCGCCGACGCCGCUGACAAGCAAUGGGGAAGAAACAGAAAAAUAAGAGCGAAGACAGUACCAAGGAUGAUACUGAUUUUGGCGCCUUGGCUGCAGAAAUAGAAGGAGCUGGUGCUGCCAAGGAACAGGAGCCUCAGAAAUCAAAGGGAAAGAAGAAAAAGGAGAAAAAGAAGCAAGACUUUGAUGAGAAUGAUAUUCUGAGAGAACUUGAAGAAUUGUCUCUGGAAGCCCAAGGCAUCAGAACUGACAGAGAAGCUGCUCCAGUCAAGCUUACAGAAAACAAUGAAGAGGAAUCUGCCUCAAAACAAGAUAAAAAGAAGAAAGGACAGAAGGGCAAAAAAACAAGUUUUGAUGAUAAUGAUAGUGAAGAAUUGGAAGAUAAGGAUUCAAAAUCAAAAAAGUCUGCAAAACCUAAAGUGGAAAUAUUCUCUGGAAGUGAUGAUGAUGAUGAUUCUAAUAAACUUUCUAAAAAAGCUAAAAAAGCUCAAAAAUCAAAUAAAAAAUGGGAUGGGUCAGAGGAGGAUGAAGAUAAUAGUAAAAGAAGUAAAGAACGUUCUAGAGUAAACUCUUCUGGUGAAAGUGGUGGUGAGUCAGAUGAAUUUUUACAGUCCAAAAAAGGACAGAAAAAAAAUCAGAAAAACAAGCCUCUUCCUAACGUAGAGAGUGGGAAUGAAGAUGAUGACUCCUUCAAAAUUAAGACAGUGGCCCAGAAGAAGGCAGAAAAGAAAGAGCGCGAGAAAAAAAAGAGAGAUGAAGAAAAAGCAAAAUUACGGAAGCUGAAAGAAAAAGAAGAGCUAGAAAAAGGUAAAAAGGAUCAGAGUAAACAGAAAGAACCUCAGAAGAGAUCUGAAGACGAAGGUUUGAAAUCAAAAAUGGCUCUUGAUGCAGGAGCUGCCUCUGAGGAGAAAGGAGACAUUCCUGCAGCUAUAGAAGAUGACAAUGAAGGAGACAAAAAGAAAAAAGAUAAGAAGAAAAAGAAAACAGAAAAAGAUGAGAAAGAGAAAGAGAAGAAGAAAGGCCCUAGCAAGUCCACUGUUAAAGCUAUACAAGAAGCUUUGGCUAAGCUUAAAGAGGAGGAGGAGAGACAAAAGAGAGAAGAGGAAGAACGGAUUAAGCGGCUUGAAGAACUAGAAGCCAAACGAAAAGAAGAGGAACGAUUAGAGCAAGAAAAAAGAGAAAGGAAAAAGCAAAAAGAAAAAGAAAGAAAAGAACGCUUAAAAAAAGAAGGGAAACUUUUAACUAAGUCACAAAGAGAAGCCAGAGCCAGAGCUGAAGCGACCCUUCAACACCUCAAGGCUCAGGGCGUUGGAGUGCCAUCAAAAGAUUCGUUGCCAAAGAAAAGGCCUAUUUAUGAAGAUAAAAAGAAGAAGAAAACACCACAACAGCCAGAAAAUAAAGAAGUAUCUGAAGCUUUGGAAAUAAGUGUUCCUGUGGAAGUUGUGGAGCAAGGAAUACCAGAAAAAGAAGAGACACCCCCUUCUGUUGAACCAGAGGAAGAAGAAGAAACUGAGGAUGCUGGGUUAGAUGACUGGGAAGCUAUGGCCAGUGAUGAGGAGAGAGAACAAGAAGGAAAUACGAUUCACAUAGAAGUACAAGAAAAACCUGAAGAAGAGGAGGAGGAGGAAGAUGAAGAGGACGAUGAAGAGGAAGAGGAGAGUGAAGACGAGGAAGAGGAAGGAGAAAGCGAAGGCAGCGAAGGUGAUGAGGAAGAUGAAAAGAUGUCAGAUGAGAAAGAGUCAGGGAAAACAUUAGAUAAAAAGCCAAGCAAAGAUGUUAGCUCAGACUCUGAAUAUGACUCCGAUGACGACCGUACUAAAGAAGAGCGGGCUUACGACAAAGCAAAACGGAGAAUUGAGAAACGACGACUUGAACAUAGUAAAAAUGUAAAUACAGAAAAGUUAAGAGCCCCUAUCAUCUGUGUGCUUGGACAUGUAGACACAGGAAAAACAAAAAUUCUAGAUAAGCUCCGUCACACGCAUGUCCAAGAUGGGGAAGCAGGCGGUAUUACACAGCAGAUUGGUGCCACAAAUGUUCCUCUUGAAGCUAUUAAUGAACAAACUAAAAUGAUUAAAAAUUUUGACAGAGAGAAUGUCCGGAUUCCAGGAAUGCUGAUUAUUGAUACCCCUGGACAUGAGUCUUUCAGUAACCUGAGAAAUAGAGGAAGCUCUCUUUGUGACAUUGCCAUUUUAGUUGUUGACAUUAUGCAUGGUUUAGAGCCCCAGACAAUUGAAUCUAUCAACCUCCUCAAAUCUAAAAAAUGUCCCUUCAUUGUUGCACUUAAUAAGGGUUUAAAUGCUGCUUUGUUUUAUGAGAAUAAAGAUCCCCGUACUUUUGUGUCCUUGGUACCUACCUCUGCACAUACUGGUGAUGGCAUGGGAAGUCUCAUCUACCUUCUUGUGGAAUUAACUCAAACCAUGCUGAGCAAGAGGCUUGCACACUGUGAAGAGCUGAGAGCACAAGUCAUGGAGGUCAAAGCUCUCCCAGGAAUGGGGACCACAAUAGAUGUUAUAUUGAUCAAUGGACGGUUGAAGGAAGGGGAUACAAUCAUUGUCCCUGGAGUAGAAGGGCCCAUUGUCACUCAGAUUCGAGGCCUCCUUUUACCUCCUCCUAUGAAGGAACUACGUGUGAAGAACCAGUAUGAAAAGCAUAAAGAAGUGGAAGCAGCUCAAGGAGUGAAGAUUCUUGGGAAAGACCUUGAGAAAACACUUGCUGGUUUACCUCUCCUCGUGGCUUAUAAAGACGAUGAAAUCCCAGUUCUGAAAGAUGAAUUGAUCCAUGAGUUAAAGCAGACACUAAAUGCUAUCAAAUUAGAAGAAAAAGGAGUUUAUGUCCAGGCGUCUACACUGGGCUCUUUGGAAGCUCUUCUUGAAUUUCUGAAAACAUCAGAGGUGCCAUAUGCAGGAAUUAACAUUGGCCCAGUCCAUAAAAAAGACGUUAUGAAGGCUUCGGUCAUGUUGGAACAUGAUCCGCAGUAUGCAGUGAUUUUGGCCUUUGAUGUAAGAAUUGAACGGGAUGCACAAGAGAUGGCGGAUAGUUUGGGAGUUAGAAUCUUUAGUGCAGAAAUUAUUUAUCAUUUAUUUGAUGCCUUUACAAAAUACAGACAAGACUACAAGAAACAGAAACAGGAAGAAUUCAAGCACAUAGCAGUAUUUCCCUGCAAGAUGAAAAUCCUCCCUCAGUACAUUUUCAAUUCUCGAGACCCAAUAGUAAUAGGAGUCACUGUGGAAGCUGGCCAAGUGAAACAAGGAACACCUAUGUGCGUUCCAAGCAAAAAUUUCGUUGACAUCGGGAUAGUAACAAGUAUUGAAAUAAACCACAAGCAAGUGGAUGUUGCAAAAAAAGGACAAGAGGUCUGUGUCAAAAUAGAACCCAUCCCUGGGGAAUCUCCCAAAAUGUUUGGGAGACAUUUCGAAGCUACAGACAUUCUUGUGAGCAAGAUCAGCCGACAGUCCAUCGAUGCACUCAAAGACUGGUUCAGAGACGAAAUGCAGAAGAGUGACUGGCAGCUUAUUGUGGAGCUGAAGAAAGUAUUUGAAAUCAUCUAAUUUUCCCACAUGGGACAGAAUUUGGAGUAAAUGUAAUAUUAUGCUGUGAUAUUACCAACAGAACAGACACUUGGACGCUGAUGGACUUAGGUGUAUAAAGAUGUUUUCCAUGAGAAACCAAGCAACUUACACUGGUUUGACAGUGGUCAGUUCCCCACCCCACAGUCCAGUGUGCCUGCACUCACCUCCCUCAAGACUUGGCUGCUGUUUUAAAGUUUGCCCUUCCUCAAAUUUGGAUUUUUAUUACAAAUCUAAAUCUCUUUCAAUUUUAUACUGAUUAAAUCAGUCCUGCAGUAUUUGAUUAACCAAGUUUCUACAGAUUUUGUGAUUCUUGGAACCUUUUUGAUGUAAGAAAUAUCUUUAUGGGUAUUCUCUCUACAGUGACACCCUUUUCUCCAGCGGUUUUCUGCCAUAUGCCCGUAGGGAUUUUUCUAAAAAGAUUUAGGCAGUCUGCAGCCUUGAAGUAAAGCAUAGCUGACUGCUUUUUUUCUGCCUGUACUGGUCAUCAGAGGUCACUGUAAUCAUCACAAUUCCCAACUGCCAAUAAAAACAGUAAGCUCUGCUAGGCUUCCAUGUUAGUGUAGCUUUCACUCUCAGCACCCACUAAAAUGCCCUAGGAGGGGCACUUUUUGUAGGUUAGUUUUGGUCUGUUUUUAUUUAGUACACAUUCCACUGUCUUCUGUUAAGUUACUGGAGGUCAGUGCUUCAGCAUUGUUAGACCUCAUGACUAUACCUAGAUGUGGUUAUUCCUGAGGCAUGGGCAUGGGCGAGAGGGUACUAAAUGAGCCACCACAAUCCUUUCCUUCUGUUAAGUAUUCACUACAAUGUCAUAAAAUACAAAUAAAUAUAACAAGAGGGAGAGAAGAGAGAGGAAGUUUAUGUAUGUGAAAAAUUUAUUUUAGGUAUUGAAUUGAAUAUUCUCAACACUUCCUAGGGACGUAAAGUUGUUAAUAUCUGGACUUGUGUCCACAAGAUUUAUUUUGCACAGAGCCUGCAGCCAGCUGGCCUGGAGAUUUUUCAGCCUUUUAAGUAUAACAAAUUGUUGCUGGUUCCCAGAGUUGAAAUUUUUUUUAAAGAUUCACAAAAAAAA